This is a messenger RNA of Pristis pectinata (smalltooth sawfish), 1597 nucleotides long. RefSeq names its product UF2 component of NDC80 kinetochore complex (gene nuf2). The transcript has 14 exons. Bases 307 to 1551 code for a protein of 414 amino acids. NCBI's taxonomy places the organism in Eukaryota, Metazoa, Chordata, Chondrichthyes, Rhinopristiformes, Pristidae. Gene Ontology annotation, biological process: mitotic spindle organization; kinetochore organization; attachment of mitotic spindle microtubules to kinetochore. The record is from RefSeq and is a predicted model, not a curated record. Gene Ontology annotation, cellular component: Ndc80 complex; kinetochore. Gene Ontology annotation, molecular function: protein-containing complex binding.
ACGACAAACUGUGACGUGCUGAAAAUAUCCCUUGCUCUAGGCUGGAUGGAGCUCGAUGUGGGAAUGGCCAUACCCAAUUCCUGGCAGUGCUGUUCUCACCUUGCUUCACUCUGAUAUUUUUAUUUGUGGUUGGAGCAAGGGAUUUCCUGCAACGAAAACCUCUUUUUGCUGGCGUCCUUCAACCUGCACAAGCCUCCUUCCGUUCCGGACUAUUGGUGACUUGACCCAGUCCACAUGGCGUAGCGCCAGUGACGCGCCUGGUGAGGUCACGGCGCUGGGCGGUUGACGUCGAGCGCGCCAACUUGAAUGUUUGGAGCCGCGGCGGCGGUUGGGGCAGCUCAAAUGGAGGGAGAAAACCGAGUUGCUUUUCCCAUUUACAAAUUGGAUUAUAUUGUAACUUAUUGUCGCAAACACAUUUUGAGGGGACAAGAAGCUAACCACUUCACAAAAGCUGACAUAUCAAAGCUAGAAGCUGUGCGGCGCUUAUAUGUGAGAGUUCUGCAGUAUAUCUUUGAUGCAAGACCAGAUUGUUUCUACAUGAUGCCUGGAGAUGUAAGCAUGCCUUAUCCUCAACUUUUUGAAAAUUCUGUCCCACUAUUGAAUCUGUAUAUUUGCAUGCAUAACUUAAUAUCGAUAUGCGCAAUUCCAAAUUUUGUGAUGGUUGACUUCUGGAGACCUAGCAAAAAGUGUACCAUUCUCAUCCUGAGUGGUAUCAUCAGUUUUCUUCAAUUCAGAAGGAAAACCCUGGAGACCUAUCUGAACCAACAAAAAAGUUUCAAAUUGAAUUUGGAGAUGAUGCAGGAGAUGCUUUCAUCAAAUGAAGAAAUGAAAUACAGAAUUCAAAGCCUGAACACGAUACCACCUGAGCAACAGGCAAAAAUUCAUGUACUGUCUACUGACAUUACAGAAUUACAGCAAGUGAUAAACUGGGAAUAUCGCCACAAACAAAGUUCUAUUCAAGAUGCUACUACACAACAGAAGGCUGAAAUUGCUGAACAAAACAAAGGGCUGAGCCAGUUGAAAGAGGACUUGGCUAACGAAAAGGAGAGGCAAGCUAAGCUCAAGCCCAUGAUUGUGGAAUGCCCAGAACAACGUAAGAGUGAAAUACAGGCACAGAGGGAGACAGUAGAAAAGAAGAAGGGUGCCUUGCAAAAGAAAAACGAUAGAACAUUGGAACUUCAGGACAAGUUGGCAAACUUUACCAAUUUCCAAAAAAAAGAACUGGAAAAUUACAGCAGUUUCUUGCAACAAUCCCAGACCAGCUAUGACCAAUUAAGCAGCAUUAACACUGAGACUUGGAAAGAAGAAAAUCAGCUGGAUAGAAAAAAACUCGAGUGUGAAAACAUGCAAAAAGAAGAGACUCAGCUGAAAAGGGUUCUCUGUUCAAAAUUAGAAAAGCAAGACAAGCUAACAAUGCAGCUGCUUAAGAAGCGGGAAGCUAGAGAGCAUAACCUUGAUUCAGUAGCCACUAAGUGUGAUCAACUUAAGCUUCAGACCCAGAAAAAGAAUGAGCAGGUUGCUCAAAUAAACAGUGAACGUCAACAUGUCUGAUAAAAAUUAAGCUGUUGCAAGAGAACUGUGAGAAGGAUGUGUCUGA